Oncorhynchus tshawytscha (Chinook salmon) is the source of this 5039-nucleotide messenger RNA. Its product is annotated as collagen alpha-1(XXIII) chain. The record is from RefSeq and is a predicted model, not a curated record. The coding region runs from base 412 to 1992 and encodes 526 amino acids. The transcript is spliced from 32 exons. NCBI's taxonomy places the organism in Eukaryota, Metazoa, Chordata, Actinopteri, Salmoniformes, Salmonidae.
CUCCCUCCCCCACAUGGUCAACCGGGCGGGCGCAUCUCAAUUUGCCGAACAUGCAACUUUUUUUUAUUUUUUAAAAGAAAUUUGACUGUUGACUGAUUCCCCAUCCCAUCCACAUACUCUCUAGCGCAGGAACAAAACGAUCUGGGAUAGAGGACUCAAUUUAUCUGGUGCGCAUCCAGAUUGCACCCAUCUGUGUCUGCCAUAUGCAAACCGUGCGCAACGCGCUCAGCAUUUCAGCCUCUUGUUCCAAGGCUAAUUUAAGAAACCGUGUUGGGGUGAGUUGAAUGUGUAGCAGCAGCACACUACAAAGUCUGACAUAGUUUAGUUACUAAAUGCGCAUAUUUCAUCAUUAUACAUUUUUUUAUUCAUAAAUUCAUCAAGACCAUUUGUUUCUAACCGGGAUUUAAAGUUAUGGAUUCAACGGAGGAUAACGGGGAGAGCAAGGCAGCACUCCGUCCAUGCGCGCCCAGGUCUCUUCUCCUGCGCUGUCUGGUCUGUUUCCCUACGGUGGUGUGUUUCAUGUUGUCCCUGAGCUCCAUAGCCAUCUGCCUGCUCAUGAGCUUCAAGACUUACCAACUGGAGAACCGACUGGAUGCGCUGGAGUUGGAGAAAAACACAGUGUUUAACCCUCCGGAGAGCGCCUUCACGCGCGAGGAUGGGACUGUACUACCGGCACUAAGGAGUUCUAUCGAGACGCUCCUGCAAGAGAGACUGAGUGAAGUGAUGCCCAAACUGCGCAUGGCAAGGGACGUCCCCCAAGAGUGUUCCUGCCCACCAGGUCCUCCUGGAAAGCGUGGAAGGAUGGGAAGAAGAGGUGAUCCCGGAGCUCCAGGCAAGACUGGGAGAGAUGGAUACCCGGGCCCGCUCGGCAUGGAUGGCAAACCAGGUCUCCCAGGUCCUAAAGGAAGUCAGGGACCAGUGGGACUCAAGGGAGAUAAGGGUGACCAGGGAGACAUUGGGCCCAGGAUGGUCUUUCCCCGCUAUGACCACGGCUUUAUGUCUGGUGACCAGUCCAACUUUCAGAGACGCUUGAUGAAGGGUGACCAAGGGUCCCCGGGCCCCAGAGGCCCUCCUGGGAACACAGGCAAGGACGGGCCCCGCGGCCCCGCUGGAGAACAGGGUUUCCCUGGUCUCGAUGGUGUGGAGGGACAAGCAGGUGUACCUGGAAAGCCGGGUGAAGAUGGCGAGCCAGGAUACCCAGGGCCACAGGGACCCCCAGGGUCAAAGGGGGAGGCUGGUUUGCUGGGAGAGAAGGGGGAGAGGGGCAUGGAUGGACUCCCAGGAUUUAAGGGAGACAAAGGAGAUAUCGGAGAGCAAGGCACCCAGGGAGACUUGGGUUAUCCUGGUGAAAAGGGGGUUCCUGGGUCUACUGAGGUCAUUGACUUCAAUGGGAAGCUACUAGAAGCCUUCCAGGCCAUCCAGACCAUCAGUGUCGGGGGCCCACCAGGUUUACCGGGGCCCCCAGGUCCCCCAGGAGGAAAGGGAGAGCUAGGCUUGCCUGGGACAUCUGGACUAGAUGGGGAGAAGGGAGAUAUGGGGGAGACGGGGUCGAUCGGAGAGAAAGGAGAGAAAGGAGAGAUGGGUCUCUCUGGGCCAGGGGGGAUGGAUGGACAGAAGGGGGACAAGGGGGACUCCAGGCUGGAAGAUAACCUGGUUCAGAUGAUUUCUCAGCCAGGCCCUCCCGGCCCCCCGGGACCCCCUGGACCUACAGGGUACAUGGGCCAUCAUGGAACGCCUGGCCCUAAGGGAGAGCCUGGAGACAAAGCUAAAGGGGAGAAGGGAGACAUUGGACCUGCUGGACUGAGGGGUGUUGAUGGCCCUCAGGGUCCCCCUGGCUCCACAGGAUUGGUGGGUCUCCCAGGGACCAAAGGAGAGAAGGGCAAGUCUGGGGAGCCUGGAAUGGAUGGUUUCCCAGGCCUGAUUGGAGAGAAGGGAGACCGGGGAGACAGAGGAGACAAGGGUGACCGGGGACGGUGGGGAAGAGAGGUCUGAAGGGCGGUAAGGGGGAGCAGGGUCCUCCUGGACUGGACCAGCCCUGUCCUGUGGGUUCUAGUGGGACUAAAGGACUUUCUGAUGAGGAGGUACAGUCCGCUCCUCCUCCUCUUCCUCCUUCUGGCCCUGAGGCCUCCUGUCCUUUGGGGCAGGAUGGACUGCCCAUACCAGGAUGCUGGCACAAGUGAUGACUAACAUCAAGCAUGGCCGCUGUACAUAUUGAUAUGGUAUAUAUUGCAACUGAAUACUACAUCGCAUUUAUGUUCUUUUUUUGCCCUUUUAUGGGAACGUUUUAUAUAAUAUAUAGAGAUAUUUUUGUUCGUUAUUUUGAGUCAACAAUAUUAACCAGACCGCAUAUAUCGAUCGAUACAGAUAUUUUUUGUACACAUAGACUCUGGAUAUAAAGUAAAAUGGAGUCAAUGAGACACAGACAUCUUUGAGAAACAUCCAGACAGAGAAAUAAGGCAGCAAACAGACUCCAAACCUAACGGACAUACAGACACAUGCUGGAAAGUAGAUGGAUAGGGAGAGUGGUCUUACUAAUGGAGUCUCGUCUGCCAUAUUGCUGCCUGGCCGUUCAUUUUGCAUGGGAGUGUGUGUGUUCGCGCCCCCCUGCUCAACCCCACGGAUGGACAGACCCCCUGGUGUGGUAAAUGGAGGAGUGUAGGUCAGUGCUCUCUUCUCCGCUCUCUGUUUUAUAAAGGAGGAGAAGGACGAGGAGAGGAGGAGACAGAAACUCAAACGCAAGCGUCUCGCUCUCUCUCAGCCCAGAGGGGAGAGCAGGCCUGGAGGACAGAGGGAAGACGUGGGAGAAACAGACAGUCAUGGGAGCAAAGAGGACAGACAACCUCUAUUGAGAGAGUCAUGAAACAGUUCCGUGCAAUUAAGUUCACUGAAGAAUAGUGAGAUCCUGCAUUAUGGAAAAAUACCAGUAGAGGGCGACACAGAACACCACAUUUACACUUUCACCUGAAGAGGAAUCUCACCCAUUGGCUGUUGUCGUUUUUUUUACCACACUCACAGUUGGUUCUGGGCUACAGAGGCAAGACUUUUCCUAUGAUUACAUAAUAAUAAUAAUAAUAUAUGUCUGUGGAUUCACCUGACGGAUAUGAUGAAAAUGUUUUUAUGAUAUGAAGUAUGACAAUUUAAUUUGUUGCUCUUCUUUACUUUAGUGUUUCCAUUUAAUAAAGUGCAUGAUCAACACAAGUCACAGCAUUAUAUAAAGUAGCUUCCCUCAUACCAGCACACUAAGGCAAUAAGUUACUGAGGUAUUUACUUUGCAAAGAACAAUCUCUAAACAGUCUUUCCAUGUAAAAUGCCACGCAUCGUUUCUUUAUACAGAUGGAUUUUUGUGUGUGCGUGGGUGACACUACCGGGAGUGAUGACAAGUGUGAUGUUUUAUUUGAUUUUGAUCUAGUUCAGUUACAUUUGCAUUCCUGUGCAUGGACGUGUUUGUAUAAUAUACAGAUGCAUACUAAGUUCAUUGUGUUAAAUUCAAAGUCAGAAUUGAAGGAGCCAUUUGCAGUAUUAACAAAUAUGGAGUAAUCCAUCAAAUGAAGAUGAAUAUGAAGUUCAUUUGAAUAUUAAGUCACUUUGUGAUUUUAUAUGGCAUUCAUCAGAUGCCAAAUAGAAAUAUCACAUCAGUAUUUUCUGACAGUGUUGACAGUACAGUGUUGAAGACACGUUUUAUUUAAGUAUUAUCACUUAACCUUAGCUAAAGAGACAUUUAGAUGAAAUACUGUUCUCUCAACAACAGUAUGAAUUCUUGCUGCUGACUUAAAAUUGUAUUGUUUGUUUUUCUUAACCAAUGAGUUUAGUUAUAUAAGACAAGAGUUCACAGACUGAAGUACAAUAAUGUACCCAAAGUCAUUGAUUUAAUAAUAGUUAUACUCAUUGAUCCACAUUGACUAAAAGGUCAUCAUUGACGGUUGGUUUCACUAUACCUACUUGUUUGUUUUUUUAUACAUUAUCACAUCAUGAAUGACAUUUUUUCAUUUUUUUUUCUGAUUUACAUGUUUCUUUUGUGACUUUAUGGAUUGUCUUUUGGAGAUGUAUCUUCUUGGUGCUCGAUCACUCUUUCUAACUUUAUGAAUUCUCUUUUAGAAAUCUAUCUACUUGGUGCUCGAUCACUCUGCGUUUCUGUUUUUCUCAAGUCUUCCUGUAUGGUCCACACACAACACACACAACACAUACACACACACACACACACACACGCACCUCAAUUUCAAUGUCAAGAGCACAUGGCAUAUAUAAGUAACUUGUCUUGUGGGUUUCACUAUACCACAUUUAUGCUAUUAAGAUAAUAAACAACUAGUUCAUUAUAUUGUACUUUAUUAAUGUACCAUUUCCAGUAUUUCUAAUUCACAAAGUGUUAUAUUUGAAACUGGGAUGUAAGUACACAAUCAUAUUUGUUGUUUCCUUCAACCCUGUCAUUUAAAGGCCCAGUGCAGUCACUGUGAAAGUGUGAACAAAUUUUAUCAGUGUUAUUUCCUAAUAGUUCCUGAUUGAAAAUACAAUCUACACAGGACCUUUCUAUUCAGCAGGUUUUCAUGGGCGGGAGGUUGGUAAAUUGGUUAAUAGACCAAUACAAAGUAGACUUUAAACCUCUCCCCAUUUUAAUUCAAAUAUAUUACAGUAAGGGAAUUAAUUGUUACCAAGAAAUGAUUUGAUAUUGAUAUAAAAAAAAAUGUCUGCAUUGGGCCUUUGAUGUUGGAUAUAUGCAGCAAUGUGUGUGGUACACUACCUUAACAAACUGGUGUUUCUCUGCAAUAUUACAGGUUUAUUUCUUUGGCAGAUAUCCUCAGUUUCUCAUUUUUAAGGAAUAAUUGCCAUCCAUUGGUGACACAAUGUCUCAGUACAGUUUAGCGUGUUUUAUAACAAAAAUAUUACAGUAUUAGGUCGAUUUUAUGAGUUUGUUUAUUUGGUUGUGUAUUUGGUUGUAAAAAUAAUUAAGCUAUUUUUGUAACUGCUAUCUUUAUCUUUGUAUUAUGUUACAUCUGGUCAACUCAACAUGUAGACUGAAAUAAACUCCAUAAAAUAUACUGUUA